AUGGCAGUGUGCCAGAGCCACUCAGGUCUGUCCUAUGGAGGCUUCUAUACCAACGUGUUCAGUGACAGUGAGUUUCCCGUUAUGCUGGCGACUAUCACAGCGUUUGGGCGUGGGGCUGUUACACACCCUCUCAGCUCCUCUAUUACAGCAGUGUGGGACCAGGAUGGUGGAUUGAUAAGUGACCACUAUGGGAACAUCACGAAGGAGUGGAGCUGGCAGACUGAUCGUGCACUGAAGGAGAAGAUCGUUAUACAGUUGUCAGAUCUGAUCUCUGUGAUGCUGCUCAGCGGUACCUCUGCCAUGCUCAGCUUCAGGUGUAACAAUGAAAGUGUUCAACUUCCUCUUUCUGCCUUGCCUAACAUUAACCAAUCUAAGGAAACGCUGUGCUUGCAGACUGAUGCAAAGUUUACAUCUGAUGCUGCUCAAGACAUCCUGCUGGCAAGGACGACAAAAUCCCCUGCUGUGGUCCUACAGAGCAAGAGGAACCUGACAGCAUCAAGUGUCCUGACACAGAGCGGAUGCCAGCUGCCCCACUGA
Molecule: messenger RNA, 537 nt
Organism: Seriola dumerili (greater amberjack)
Lineage: Eukaryota; Metazoa; Chordata; Actinopteri; Carangiformes; Carangidae
Exons: 5
Coding region: 1-537 (178 amino acids)
Source: RefSeq, a predicted model, not a curated record